This is a messenger RNA of Helobdella robusta, 2013 nucleotides long. RefSeq lists its product as hypothetical. Gene Ontology annotation, molecular function: nucleic acid binding; 3'-5'-RNA exonuclease activity; zinc ion binding. The transcript has 11 exons. NCBI's taxonomy places the organism in Eukaryota, Metazoa, Annelida, Clitellata, Rhynchobdellida, Glossiphoniidae. Bases 26 to 1891 code for a protein of 621 amino acids. The record is from RefSeq and is a predicted model, not a curated record. Gene Ontology annotation, biological process: exonucleolytic trimming to generate mature 3'-end of 5.8S rRNA from tricistronic rRNA transcript (SSU-rRNA, 5.8S rRNA, LSU-rRNA).
AAUAUGUUUUUUAGGUGUCUAAAAAAUGAGCUCCGCUAAAGAAUUAGCUAGAGAGUUAGGAGUAUUACGAAAGAGAAAAAGAUUAGAAAAUGACGUCCACUCUGGCAUUCAGUCAACCAAAAUUCAGCCUUUUGAUUACCUCGUUGUUUUGGAUUUUGAGUCGACCUGCUGGCAGAAGGACAAGUUCAGGAGUCAGGAAAUUAUCGAAUUUCCCGCCGUUUUACUGAACGUCGAGAGUGGAGAGAUAGUUGGGGAAUUCCAAUAUUAUGUUCAACCUCAGGAGAAUCCGGUACUUAGUGAAUUCUGUAUACAGUUGACAGGUAUUAAGCAGAAUCAAGUGGACGACGGCAUACCGCUGAAUAUGUGCUUGAGGAAGUUCGUCAGCUGGUUGAAUCAACAUUCCAAGGAGAAACGAUUCAGUUUCGUGACGUCAUCUGUGACAUCGUCGUCCGUGACGUCAUCUAAGAUAUCAUCAUCGUCCUCUAUGACGUCAUCAUCGUCCUCUGUGACGUCAUCAUCGUCGUCGUUUGCUUGUUUCGUCACUUGGUCAGACUGGGACUUGGGCAUAUGUCUACAUUACGAAUGCAAGCGCAAGCAAUACACCCGACCACAGCAAUUAGACUACUGGAUUGAUUUGAAAGCUGUCUACAGGAAAUUCUACAAUAGAAAGCCUCAAGGGCUGAAGGGAGCUCUCCAAGAGGUCGGCAUCGUAUUCGAGGGUAGAGAACAUUCCGGGCUGGAUGAUUCUCGAAACACGGCCAUGCUAGUGCGAAAGAUGAUAAAGGAUGGAUGCCAGCUGACCAUCACUAACAGCAGCAGCAGCAACAACAACAACAGCAAAUCUAAAAGCACCAUCAUAGCCAGGCAGCUGAUAAACAGCAAAUGCGUUGACCUUCUGAACAGAAACAAGCAAUACGUCGUUGCCAGCUGUCAGCAGAUACAUACAGCCUACAACAACAUCUACGACAACAACAUCUACAACAACAACAUUUUGAAAUUUGGACAGCAACAACAAAGAAGACCAAAGUUAAGUAAUAUUACGAACACUUACAGCCAUAACAACAACAACAACAACAUUAAAACUAUCAUAAACAACAACUCAGUUGCAUUAAACAAAUUCAGAUCAUUCUACAUUAACGACGGCACUUUUCUCACGAGCAACAAUACGUCAACAGUUAAUGUCGCGACAUCAACAGCAAACAGCAACAACAACUCUACGCUGACAUCAACAAUUUGCAACAACCACAACAACAAAACAUCAAUUUACAAAAACUCCAUCGCAGCCUCAACUACAUCAAACAACAGCCUAACUGAAAGUUCUAGCAAUUCAUUUCACAAGUUAUUUACCGGGCAAAUUUUUACUAAUUCAACCGAUGACAUCAACAACAACAGCAAUAAUAGUGACAUCAAAAACCACCGAAACAAGUGCCAGCGAGAUGAAGUCCAGCUCCGGCGCAUCAACGACAUCAAAAACGUCGAAUUUUCCAACCAAAGCAUCAACGACGACACCUACACUAAACACAUUAAUGACGUCAUCAAAAGCGUCGGUGACGUCAUCAACGACAUCGGGCCGCGUUAUAGUCCAGUUCUUUCCUCCACGCAUAUUCAGCAGCAGCAACGAACGGCUCCACUUUGUAGUUGCGGCAGUCGUAGCAAGAGGAAAAUCGUCAGAAACGGCGGCUCCAAUCAUGGAAGAACUUUCUUCACCUGCCCCAAAAAGAACCCGUGCAAAUUUUUCCAAUGGGAAAUUAACAAUAAUAAUAAUUCGUUCUUUUCAUCAUCGUCGUCAUCAUUUCCACCAUCUUUUAAUCACUCAUCAUCAUUCAAUCAUUCGUCUGAGUUGUGCCCUCUCGAUGGCCACGUCUUUCAUACUAACAGAUAUAAAUGCUAAUCAUGAUGUUAAGAUCUUAUUCUUGUAACCUUAUGACGGAUUUAAAUUUACACUCUUAUAAUCUUUGAUCAUUGAACUUGAUUGAGAUGCAAUUUUUUCAUAGAAUAAAUUUUGAAAGGCAA